Messenger RNA from Plectropomus leopardus (leopard coralgrouper), 4818 nucleotides. The record is from RefSeq and is a predicted model, not a curated record. Lineage: Eukaryota; Metazoa; Chordata; Actinopteri; Perciformes; Serranidae.
AUGCGGCAGCUUUAGCUAAUUCUUCAGUCAGCGAUCGCAUGAAGAAGGCUUGUUGUCUGUUUCUCCUCCUCCUCAUUGUACUUCUAUGUUUUUGGUUCCUUCUUCCCUGGUUUACCUCAGUCUUCUCCCGCAUGGCUGUCACAAAGACCCAGUCAAAGACAAAACCCACGAGUCAACCCGUUUCCCCAGCCUCUCUCCUCCUCCUCCUCCUCCUCAACCCAGCAUCAUACAGCCUUCACCUGUGGUGGAUCCAGCUGUUGUGUCUGCUCUUGUAGAAGCGAAGAUGCAACAUCUUUUGGAUUCAGCCGUCACGUCUGCUGCUGUAGAGGCAAAGUUGCAGCGUCUUUUGGAGGAGCAGCAGCUGAAGCAGGAACACAUUUUCUCUCAGAUGAAGGAGAGACUCCAGCUGGACAUGCAGGAUAUAAAAGCCAAGCUUGAGCUUGUGGAUGCAGACACUCGGCUGCGACUGGAGCAGGAGCUUGCUGGUUUGGGCAGGCAGAUGGUGGAUUACCAGACAGUCAGUCGCUCUUCUGCUACCAGUCUCGGUCUCAGGAUCCAAGCCUUAGAGGCCCAGAAUGCAAAGCUGUCGCAGGAGUGGUCGUCCAUCCAGCUGAUGCCUCCUCCUGCCCCCUGUCCCGAAACCAGCACCGCCCCCGCCCAAAAUCAACUCACCCCAGAGCUCCAACAGGCCAUGGAGAAGUGGCUCAGUGACCGCAUCAAGGAGCAGGAUGCUAUCAGGUUAGGUGACAGAGGAAGCUGCUCAGACUGCGGACGUCCCAUGGCUGACAAAAUGGCCGACUUUGCACUGGAGACUCAAGGAGCCAGUGUGAUCAGCACCAGGUGUUCAGAAACAUAUCGCAUUCGUUCAGCAUGUGUGACCCUGUUUGGAUUCCCUCUGUGGUAUCCAUCUGAGAGCCCACGCACUGUUAUUCAGGGUUACCCGGUGCUGCUCCCCGGGAAGUGUUGGGCGUUUCACGGUGUCCAGGGGACUCUUGUGAUCUCUCUGUCACACCCCAUCACUUUAACUCAUGUGACGCUGGAUCACCUGCCGCGCUACAACUCCCCCACCGGCCGCAUCGACUCUGCCCCCAAAGACUUUGAAGUCUAUGGAAUGAGAAACGACACAGAAGAAGGAACACUGCUCGGGACAUUCACUUACGAUGAGAAUGGAGAGUCGACGCAGACGUUUAAGUUGCCUAACCUCAGUGACGUGGUGUAUCGAUUUGUGGAGCUACGCGUCCUCACUAACUGGGGUCAUGUUGAAUACACGUGUCUUUACCGCUUCCGUGUGCACGGAGAGAUUGCCUCCACAUGAGACACCGCACUCACUGACCGUGAUUCAACGGCUCUUUCCAGCAUAUCAUAAAAUACAUUUUUACUCUAUUUAACAAGAAAUCUAAUAGCUUUUUUUGCAUAUCACAUCAUACAUCGGUGGACUGUCGAGAUGGAGGGCAGACAACUGGAGGCAAAGAAUGACAACACUGUGCAAAUGCCUAUUAAUUGCUCUGUUUACAGCUGUUCCAAUCAAAUUGUGAAUAACAAGGGCCACUUCAAGUCCCAAAACAGUUGGAUGUGAAGGGGAGAAGUUAAAAAAAUAAUUUUUGAGAAACAGCUGCAGAUGUGGAUGAAAAACGUUACCUUCAGUCUGGCAGCAGAGUCAACUAAUUAAAAAUGUUAAAGGAAUGGUUGACCUAGUAGGUAGAAAAUUAGUGCUAAAGUUAGCUAACAUUAUGUAACAUUAGUUAACUUUAGCAGCGUUACACCAGCUUCACACUGGACGCUGAAGCGCUCUGAUGUUUUAAUUGUCAUGCCGCCGCCUGUCAGCAGUUCACAACAAAUGCUUGUGCAUGUUCUAAUCACAUGGAGAGCUCUGUCUCUGCUUGCGUGUGUCUGUGCUCAUCUGUAUGCGUGUGCGUGUUGGCGUCUGCGUGUUCUUGUGUGUCUGUUUGCCUCUCCUGCUGUUUGCUUGGACACAACUGACAAAUAUAUGGAAGCAUCGGAUGCAUGUUUUAUAAUUUAUCAUGAUCAUAUCAUAUUUAAUAUACCCUUUAAAUCGGUCAUAACAGAUUAUUAGAUGUUUAGCGAGUAUCUUGACCUACUUAUUAGCUGCUCAGCUGGGUGUGGGAGGGGUCCUGUUUGUGACGUGCUUCAAUGAGAUGCCCAGGCAGAAUUCACAUUUGGUUGAUGUUCACGUUUAAUCAGUGAUGCACAUUUACAAAAAAACAUACUUUUUCAUUUUGAUCAAACCUGCCGUGAUGAAGUGAUGGCUGUCUUUAUGAUGAGUGAGGAAGAGGGUGAGCGAGCAGAAAAAACAUGCAUGAUUACGCCGCCUGUAACACCUGUGCCCCUUAUGUGCCUUACCAGCCACACUAACCUGCACCCCCACCCGUGGUGAAGCAUAUUUACACAGAAAGUAUAAACAGACAAAAAAACACAGAUAUAACUAAUGGCUCCUACAGUGUGUUUGUCAGAAACUUUUUUCUGAAACUAUCAAUGCAGAUAGUGAGCCUAUAACAGAGCUUGAGACUGCAGCACAUUUUGUGUGAACAGUCACGUUGCUAAAUGCAGGCGCCAAAAGCAAGCAGCCAGUGCUACAAUGUUGGUUAUGUUAUGUUCGGUCCUCUUUUGGGAAAAAUCACAUUUCUUUGCUUUGCAUGGAUCACAUCCAACAAGAGUUUCAAUUUGCUUUUAUGCACUCACUUUCACGUGUCUCCGGUUCACGCAGUGUAAGGAUUUAUCACUUCCUGCCCUCCAUCUGACUUUUGCGCACCAUAACAGUCAAGUGAUUGCAAAGAAGCUAUUUGGUGGUCUGAGGUGCGUUCAGGGCCAAAUGCUACUGAAAGAUGUUUAGUGUCGAGUUGUUUUUCUUCUUUGUGUCAGCUGGUUUUGAUAUGUUUUGGAUUGUUUAAUGUUAAAGUGACAGAAUUCAUAGGAAGAUUUUAUUAAUGUGCACAAUUACUGGAGCACGCUUGGCUUUGAAUAAAUGUAAAUAUUGAAAUGUAAAUUAUGUUUAAAAAUCAAAAAUCUACCUAGUUAAACCAUUUUGGAGCAUAAAGUUCUGGAAACUUUGUGCUUCCAGUCAUGUGAGAGUGCCACAGAAAACAUUUUUAACUUUUAUUGCUGUUUAUCAGGUUUUUCUUACUUUACAUCAGUAGAGUGCACAAUCCUACCUUUGAGAUAAAAUUCCAUUUCUUUUUAACAGUUUAAUGUUAAAGGCCUUGCUUUAUGUUACUGAACAGUGUUUUUUUAAAAAUAACUUUACUGACCUUGGUAUCAAGCUUUCACCUCAAAACUUCCUCCCACAACAUAAGUGACAUAAACUGAAAAGUUGAAGAGGCUUGUUUUUAACAUGCUCUGCCCGUUUUGGACAAUUCAUUAAUUUUAAUAUGUAAUAUCUUCACAUCAUAAAGAUCUAGUCAGUGAAUUUCUAAAUCAUACGUUUAUGUCAUGUUAUCUUGAAUAGUGGAACACCAUUUUUGGCAGGAAACUCCUCUGAUAUUUGGUUGUUGUUGAUGUUUUGACUGACAGGAUGUUGCAUCCUUUGAACAAUAUGUCGAAUUUAUACAGCAGGCAGCAGUGAAUGUUUUUUAAUCAGUGUUGUCUGAUUUAAUAUUUCUAUGAAAGAUACAUAUGCAGCUUAGUGGUACUUGAAUACUUGAAAACCUCUUUUUCUAAUCUUUUGAAAGAUGUCAGGUUGACUUCAUGGAAUUCUUUGUGCAAAUAUUAAUAACACAGAUUUUUGUAUGUAUAAAAAAGAAAGGUGUUAUUUCUUUGUAAAAUGAGAGUAUUCAAAUAUGAAUUCCAAGAACAUGAAUUGAUAAACGAAUAUGUGUUUGGACUUAAAACAACAGACAAAAACUGUGUAUAUCAGGGUCAAUCCAUCGUUCCCCGUUUACUUUUGUGUGUUUGUUACACAGAACAUUUACACACGAGGUGGUCGAGGAAAUAUUUUUUUCUUUUUAUGAAGUGCUCUCCAGGUGAAUCCUGGUUAAAAUCCACCAUUUCUCACUGAUUUCCUUUAUUAAAUACGUACUAGUCUUAAAGGACAUGUAUAAAAAGAGAGACAGAUGAGAGAAUACUUUUUUUUUGUCAGACAAUUGAAAUUUGGAUCAUAACAUAUUCAGCAUCAGGAAUUAUUUAUUAUUUACUUCUCUAUUUUGAUAUAAUUUGUGCACUUUACAUGCAUUUCUAAUGUUAGUGCAUCACAUUUUUGUAUUUAAGCUGGUGAUUGUAGUUAUAACAUUUCACAUAUUUAAUGCUUAAUUUUGUGUUAAAAUAAAUCUAAGACCUCCUCUUGGUGGAAGCACUUUUGUGUAAUUCAUUUAAAUCUUAUUUGGCUUUGCAGAUGUAAUCUGUUUUAUUGUGCACUGUACACAGUGUAAUGUUUAAUGUGUAUUUGAUUUGGGAAAAAAAAAUAUUUUCUUUCUUAUAUAAACUAUAAAGUUAAAAUUCAUGUUUUAAUAUUUGAACGCUGUUGAGCAGCCUGUACAGUCUAAAUGCUUUUGUCUUUGUGCUCUUUCCUGAACACAGAAUACAGGCAACUUAAUUCUUCGUUCUCAUAUUCUUAUCAAUGUAAAGCAGUGCAAGCAACACAGACGCACAAAUGAUGCCUACGUGUAACAGUUUAUUUGGUUUACCUUCAUACACAUCUGAUAAUGUAAGUUACCUUAAUAAAUUCAGACAUUCAUCACAACUGUUGUUUCUUGAAUUCAACAGUCAGAAACUGCCUGGAGUGUUUUCAGAGUUUUGGACUAUCAAUGCCCAUUUGUAAACUGGGAUGUUUGUCAGAUUUAAUAAAUAAAACAUUGUCAUACAUUA